Messenger RNA from Syngnathus acus (greater pipefish), 3597 nucleotides. Its product is annotated as cyclic AMP receptor-like protein A. The record is from RefSeq and is a predicted model, not a curated record. Gene Ontology annotation, biological process: adenylate cyclase-activating G protein-coupled receptor signaling pathway; cell surface receptor signaling pathway. Bases 109 to 1161 code for a protein of 350 amino acids. NCBI's taxonomy places the organism in Eukaryota, Metazoa, Chordata, Actinopteri, Syngnathiformes, Syngnathidae. Gene Ontology annotation, cellular component: plasma membrane. Gene Ontology annotation, molecular function: G protein-coupled receptor activity. The transcript is spliced from 13 exons.
UUGUCCUUUGCGCGUGCCGUAGAUCAGGAAAUGAAGUGCGAUGCACAGCUGCAAACCCAAACAAAUCGAAGCUGAUUGUUUUUUGUCAAUAAACGCAAGCGAGGAGAAAUGAACAGUCCGGAUAUAAAAUCCGCCAUUAACGACUCCCGCUGUGUAUUUUUUAACACGCAUUCAGAGGAUUAUCGAUGCGCGGUGAUAUUAACAGUGAAAAGAGCCACGGGAACGUUCUCAUUGGUGGGAUGCAUGUUCAUGCUCUUUGUGAUCUGGCUGCUUCGCCGCUACCACUCCUUGGCGCAGAAGAUGAUUCUCAGCCUGACUGUCGCCGCCUUUUUUGACAGCCUAGCAUAUGUCAUGGGCGAAUCCCACCCUGAGGGAUCUCUCUGUGACUUCCAGGCCUGGUGGCUAACAUAUUUUGACUGGAGUGCCUUAGCCUGGGUUUGCCUCAUCACGCUGAACCUUUACUUUAACUUGGUCAGAGAGAAGAGCACCAACACAUAUGAAACGUUUUACCAUCUGAUCGCAUGGGGGGUUCCCCUGGUCAUGUCAUCCUUGCCGCUGUUCAAAGGUUACUACGGCCCAGCGGGAGCCUGGUGCUGGAUCACAGACGAUCACGUAGCCUGGAGAUUUGGGAUAUGGUACGUGCCUUUGUUCACUCUCAUCCUGCUGAUGAUUUGCUGCUACGCCAGGAUAAUCUGUGUGGCCAAUAACCGGAUGCAGUCGUGGCUGGGAACGUUCAACCCGGAGCGAGAGAGACGAAAGGUUUCCCUGGCCGAGGAGAUCAAGCCACUGAAGUGGUAUCCGUCUGUUUACCUGCUGGUGUCUAUCUUCCCACUCAUCAACAGGCUCCACAACGCCCUUUACCCACUGGAUCCGUCGUUCUCCCUCACUCUGUUGCACGUGCUAUCGGCUCCACUUCAUGGCUUGGCCAACGCCUUCGUCUUUGGUCUGGAUCGGGACUGGCGGAGCCUACUGAGUCCCACUGGCAUGCAGCUCGCUCUACAGUCACGGCUGUGUGACAGGACCCGGAUCGGCGAGUAUCACGCCGGGACCGUGCAAUACACCCAAGCCGACUUGGCCGACCUGAGCGACGACGAGGACGACGAAGACGCCAACACGCUCUUCUACGCGCCUAACAUGACCCUGAAAGACCGAGGGCCCUGAGGGAGACAAAGGCGGCGAGGAUCGGCGGCAGGAGGAGGAGCAGGAGGCUUCUUGACAAAGAGAAAUGUGGUGGAUUAGAAAGCGAGAGGGAGGCAAAGGAGGUAGGCAGAGAAUGGAAGGCAAGAUUGGAGGCAAAGUCAGGCAGAUAGAAGCCGGAGAUGAGCUGUCAGGUUCCAUUAUUAAUCCCCAUCCUUUACUAUUUAAUAUCCUAAAGACGCGCGCGCGCACACAUACUGAGCAGGGCCGCCUGCAAUACCACAACCCCGGGACGAAAAAAAAAGCUCCUUGUGGUGUUAAAAAGGCUUCCUUCCGCUGCAUCCCCGAGGUCUUAAAACAUUCCUCAUCACUGCCCCCAGGACUCCCUCAAUCCGCACUUUUGGCACACCACCAAGAUGGAGGGGAGAGGGAAAAAAAGAAGGGGGGAAAAAAACGCUGAAAGGCAAUCAUAACAAGGUGCAAUUACCUUUUCACCUCUCUGCAGGAGAGGUGCUGGAAAAGCAGGCCUUUUUAAAACGUUGGCGCCUGCCGCUCGCUGGCACACGCGCGCAUAAUUCACGCAUUCUGGAGCACGACGACUUCCUCGCUUAUUUAUACAUGAGCCUGGUGCACAGUGGCAAAUAAGCAUCCACGUUUCCUGCCUUGGACAGUAUUUGUUCCUUUUGCCUCAAAAAGCACGCAUGUCAAGGUUGUUGUUUUUUUGGUAUUUUAUUUUCAACUACUGAAAAAAUGAUCACUGUGACUAAAUCUCAUUGCCCAUAAAAAUGUUAGAUUUUUCAAUGUGCAUUCAUUUGAAAAAAAAGCAUUAAUUUCAGUUAUAUCCCCAAAAUACGUUCUAACGUUGGCUAACGUUUCUAUGAAGCUUAGAAUGUCGAAGAAGCCUCACAUUGACACGGGAUGUUGACAUCAGCGUAAUUCAAAGGUUAAUAGCUAAUUUAGCUUCCAUUUAGUAGGCUCUGCGAAAUGCAACCUUUUUGACGACGAUUGGUCGAAAACCAAACAGUCAUUAUUCAAAGUGUCAGCAUACACAAAUCAACAUCCUGUCAUGACAUCAUAUUGUAGACAUGUGGUUUUACCUUUGUGGAAAAACACGUGUUUUUUUCUGUCUGAAAAUCUGAGAAAGUCCUUAUUGUAUUUCUCUGCCCUUUAAAUGUUCAGAAACCAGGUCACAGAUCUGCUUUGUGUGCAACAGUUCUUGAGCUCUCAAAGUGGUCAAAAAUGGUGUUCAUUCAAUUUUGAUCUUACUUGUAUGUUACAUUUAUAUUUGCCUUUUAGAUCCAACACCAUUUUAAAGACAUUUAGCAGUUUUAUGAAUGGAAGCUGAUUGUUUUGUCCAUUUGUUUUUUUCAUACGCAGUAUCAGAAAGUACUGUUUUUGAAGCAGCCUUUAAAGACACUUUUGGCCACUACCCUCGAAGCUAAUUUCAUUCAGCAAAGUGAAAUCAAAUUAUAUUGUGAGUAGAACCACAAAUAGAAAGUCUCAAGACACCAUGCCUAAAAACACACAAGAAGUCUGUCAUUCUGAUUUCAAGCAGUCAUUUUUGGUUUAAUUUCCAAUUUCUCAAUGGUCCUUAAAAAACAGCUUGUCCCAGAUGUUUUCUUCAAUUGCUUCUAAAUUUGAACCACAGAUACAAGACAUUACGUUCUCGUCAUGUGUGUCCAUCAUCAACUGGUGACAGGCCAUACAAUACGAAACUCUGAGCUCCCCAAGUUAAGAGGUCAAACAAACAUCUCGUUUCUUCUGAAAUAAAGUCAUAAAGCAAGUGCAACAUUUGAAACAUGUGUUUUGCCCUUUGGGCAAUGACGAUAGAUGUUUUAUAUUUUUUUUAUAUAUGCCAAAAUGCUACUUCUCUUUGUUAUACUGUAUUUAUAAAAGCAUUGUAUGGUCAAAUUUACAUUCUAUUUUUGUAUGUGCCUGUGAAGAAGGUGGUCACUGUGCUGCUCAGCCUUAUGAAAAAGAAACACCACCAAAUUCUUGGGGAUUUUUCCUUGUCCAUACAAAAAGGUAAAUUAUGGCACGUGGCGAGCGGUGCCUAGCAACAGCCCCUGCUAGUCCACUAUCUCACGGACUGUGUCGGUGCUAGCGAACUGUGAUUGGCAGCCUAAUCAUUUAAAUUCAGCUUCCAUUUUGUUGUUGUUUUUUUAAAGGCAGCUGCCGGCGUCAAGUGACCGCUGUCACUCGCCUUUUCCUGACGAGUUGAACUAAUGACCCGACACUUGACCCCUUUUCACCCCCUCGAGCUGUUGAACUUUCCCGCCGGGUGUCAGUGACACUGCCGCGCGACUGAGUUUGCAAUUUGACGCAGUUUGGCCACCAUCUAACUCCAAUACACACACUGACUUGCAUCCUUUUUUUUUUUUUUUCUUUUGGCACCGUCGCUGGCUUGACUUGACUUGCCCUCGAUCAAAUAAAUGAGCAGCUGAGAUGUUUCAUAACAAA